GAAGCAAAAAUAGGAUUCACUUUAUCGUCUUAAUUCAAAUGGCUGCAGCUUCUCUUCUAUCUCUCUCUCUUCCCAAACCAACCAUACUCAUUCCAAAAUCAACCGCUUCCACCAUAACCACCCCUUCCGUUACCACCUUUACAGAGACGCUUGAUCAGAAAUUCGGCCGCAAAGGCAUCAAAUUCUCAGAGUUCGACGGAACUCAGAUCGCAGAACUUACAGUCAGAAAUGGCAGUUCGUUGAAGCUUCAAUUGAACAAUGCUCAUGUCACUUCUUACAAGCCUAAAGUAAACUGGAAAGAUAAUGAUGGAUACGAAGAGGUUUUAUAUACCACUUCUGCUGCAAAAGGCGGAAUCGGUUUGGUGAUUAAUUACGCUGAUGAUAAUUCGAAAUCUAAAGGUGUUGAUUUAUCGGAAUGGAUCGUUAAGGAUGCUGAUUCCGACUCCAUUGAUGCUCUUCAGGUCGAGUUGAGUUGUACCACAAGUGGAACUCUUGACAUAACCUAUGUCAUCUCCCUCUACGCCCUAAGCAUGGCAACCGCAGUUAUAAUAAAAAAUAAUGGCCGAAAACCAGUUGACCUAAAAACCGCUAUACUUAGCCAUCUAAAGUCUAAAAAAAGAGGAGGAACUGCCAUUCAAGGCCUCCAAGGUUGCAAAUAUUGCACGCAACCUCCUUUAACUUCUCAAUUUGAGAUUCUCUCUCCAUCCGAAGCAGUAAAACCAGAAGAUCCAGCCUGGUUUUCCCUCGGGUGGGAGCCUGAGAAGAAAGGAGGAGUUUGGAGCGUGCAAGAUUUGCCACUCACAAUUUUGAAACAUAAAGUUAGUAGAGUUUAUGGUGCUCCACUCGAGGAGAGAUUAAAAGAGUUCUACAACACUCCUCCAUCAAAAUACGAGACCAUUGAUCAGGGAAGAGAAUUGUUCUUCAGGGUGGUAAGAAUGGGGUUUGAAGAAAUUUAUGUGUCGAGUCCCGGAUCAUUAUCAGAGAAAUAUGGAGAGGAAUAUUUUAUUUGUACGGGGCCUGCAACUAUGUUGGCUCCAAUCACCAUUGAACCGGGUGAAGAGUGGAGAGGAGCACAAGUUAUCGAACAUGAUAAUUUGUAAUUUGUAAUUAUAUAAUAUAUAUAACUAUAUUUAUUCUACAAAAAAUUAAAUAUAUAUAUAUGUUACAGUC
Molecule: messenger RNA, 1170 nt
Organism: Lactuca sativa (garden lettuce)
Lineage: Eukaryota; Viridiplantae; Streptophyta; Magnoliopsida; Asterales; Asteraceae
Gene: PNSB2
Product: NDH-dependent cyclic electron flow 1
Biological process (GO): carbohydrate metabolic process
Cellular component (GO): cytoplasm
Molecular function (GO): carbohydrate binding; glucose-6-phosphate 1-epimerase activity
Source: RefSeq, a predicted model, not a curated record